This is a messenger RNA of Debaryomyces tyrocola, 1065 nucleotides long. The record is from the annotation of a GenBank genome assembly. NCBI's taxonomy places the organism in Eukaryota, Fungi, Ascomycota, Pichiomycetes, Serinales, Debaryomycetaceae.
AUGGAUGAAUCCAAUGCAUCGCUAAGUAGCUCUAUGUCUUCGUCGCAACCGAGACAGCUAAUUGAAAGUAACUAUAAGUUGGCAUUGAAGUUCUUUAUGAACAAGAAUUUUAGCAAAUCCUAUGAAAUAAUUAAGAAAUUAUAUCAAAGUAGCUUCGGGCAGUUCGCUAGUGACAUUAUAAAUGAACAAUUGUUCAUUAAGAUUUUAAAUUUGUACUUGACAGAGAUAGGGUUGUUCAUAGACAAGGAUAACAAAGAUACGAAUUUUAAUUUGGAAAGAAAUGAAAGACAAGAAGUAAUUAAAACCUUGACGCAAGAUCAAAUUUUAGAUGAAUUGUACAAACUUUACGAUGAUGAUAUUAAUGCAAUACCCUCUGAAAUAUUGUAUAACUUAUUCCUUAUCUACUACAUUAAUGGAGCUAUAAUUACAAAUGCGGGAAAUUUGAAAUUAAAAUUCGACAAACUUUAUUAUCAGUUCGACUAUAGUUCAAGGCUAGAAGAUGUGUAUUUGAAGAAGCUAAUUGACUUAUACGUUUUCCAAGUCUUGCCAGACAACGAAAGCUUUGAUGAUGCAAGCUCGAUAGUCAGUGAAAACCCAAUAUAUCUGUCUCAAAUUGAAGAAUCAUUGCAUCGUUUGAGUAACAUAAGAAUCGACAAAGUCAAGAAACAACAGGAAGAAGAGGAAAAAGAAAAAGAAAAACAACAGAAAUUAAACGACAAGAAAAAGCGUGAAUUACAAAAUCAAAAAGAGUUAAAGGAUAGACAAAAUCUUACUUAUAAAUCCUUAAACCAAAUAAAACAAUCGUCUGGAAAAAUAGACUCAUCAAAGAAGGAUGAUGGAACUGUUAGAGAAUCAAAUAGUGGUUAUGAUAUUGCUUCUUUAAGACAAAAGCUAUUAUACUCUUUGAACUUCUCGAAGAAUUACCUUAAAACCAAUUCUCCAUUAAUCUUGUUAAUUAUCUUAUUACUAUUCAUUUCAUCAAGGUAUUUAAAGGUAAGAAAAAUUAAUGUUAUGGAAAGAUUGAAACUGACCUUACAAAUGGCAUUUAAAAUUAGCUAUUUAUGA